This is a messenger RNA of Armigeres subalbatus, 4996 nucleotides long. RefSeq lists its product as uncharacterized. Lineage: Eukaryota; Metazoa; Arthropoda; Insecta; Diptera; Culicidae. The record is from RefSeq and is a predicted model, not a curated record. The coding region runs from base 935 to 2062 and encodes 375 amino acids. The transcript has 9 exons.
GGGCAGCGCGUGUAGUGAUAAGCGAAAGGACAUUUUCUCCAAACGAAGCAUGUUCUGCUAGUCGAGAAAUUUGUAGUCCGUGUCGUGCGUGCGUGCGUGUGCUGCUGCUGCAAACUCCUGCAGCAAUCGACGAGCAGGACACGGUCGACGGCGUGUUUUUUCGGUUGUGUUCCUCCGGUACGGUCGGUUUCUUACGAGUUCGGUGCGUGGUUCGGUCGACGGUGCGUACGUUUAGCGUCCUUAGUGUAUCACAACCGAAGCAGAUAGUGGAAAUCCAACGUCCCGAGAAGCGGAUUAAUCGGCAGCCUUCCUCGAUGGAAAAUUGAUGAAAACCUCAAGUGGUGGAAAAAUUAUAGUUUCUGCCUUGACAUCUAGUACUCGGUGCUUAUUGCUGCUCUCGUACUCCCAAAAAAUAUUAUCCGACAUCAUCAUCGCAUCACGGGAGACAUACGUUUUGAUACCAACGAAGCGGACGCGUGCCCCACAGCCUACCGAGCCUACCACGAUGCGCUCAUAGUGUGUACGCGAUGCUUAUUGACAUUGGCCAGGACGAGCAUGAUUAUUAUUGAAGUUUGAAAACUCUCCUAUUUUGAACCCAUCAUUGAUGGUAGUGUGAGGCGAAAUCCAACGCGACGGCCGACCACAGUGCGUCUAAAAUACGAUGAUGAGAGAAAAUCGUUUAGUGAGGGGAUGAGAAGAGUGCUUCAGUAGUGACGGAUUUUGGGAUUACAAUAAUUGACUAGUCAAGUGAAUGAUGUUGAUAUCGUUGCCUUGAAGAGGAGCACUAUCCUGGAAUGUAGCCUCAUCCAAUAUAUCUAAGUGGAGACUAAUGCUCAUCAAAUCGUGAUUAACCAGAUGGGAUACAAAAUCAUUAUAGUUUUGGCAACCGGACCAGUAUCGCACACGGUGAUGGGGGUGUGCCCCCUGACGGGAGAUGCAACCACCCCAACGUUACAUACCGUCAGUUUCUGAUUUAUACGGUACAGACGAAAUAGAAUUCCUCCUGGACGAAAUACGGGAUCUCGAACCGGCCUGCUGUCAGCUAGAGGACAUUCAAGAUUUCGAGAUAGCUGGCAGCAGAGCUGGUGAGCUUUCUAUCUCGCUCGAAUCACCGUUGGGCACCUGCACAUCCUGGGACUCGCAUGUGCAUUAUCGUCAAAGGAUAGGGAAUACACCGUUACCGUGGGGCGUUGCGCUGCACUGCGACGCCUCACAUCUUACCAGCCCUACGGGCAUCGUGAGGAUAUUGCUGGUGAUAUCAUCGGCAGCCUGUCUUGCUUGUGAAUGUUCGGCAGGUACCGUUCAAGUAGGACUAUUUUUACUGCCAUUGAUCGGGCGAUUAAGGUUAAUGGUCUUUUGUGCCCUUUUCUCGCUGUUAGUUACGUGUUUGAUGCUGUUUUUGGAUAUAUCACAUAUAGCGUUAAUGUUUCCCUUCAACUGGGGAAAAUUGAAUGCAUGGAUGUACCUGACAAUCGGUUUAUUAUUUCUCGUUGGUUCAUCAUUACUAAUACAUAUGGUGUUUUUUGCUGAGGAAUUCAUGUGGGUGCCAAAGCACACGAAGGACACAUUGUUCAUAUCAGCGAUAAUUGGUUACGUUUGCUCCAUCGAGGCCGUGAUCCUGGCGGGCCUCACAAAAUGUCCCUCACAGUAUCGUCACGUGAUCGAUGACUACAGCGACAUGUGCUUGGAGGAGCGCGAACUCAGUCCUAUUUGUAGUAACGAGUUAACGAAUAUCGCAAACAACACUACCGCUACUACCGAUAAUAACAACAUUAACGCGACCGAGCUAUCGAAUCAUCGGAACUAUAAUAACAAACCAGAAACGGGUGAUAGCGUAACACCAACGUGUAAUCAGAAACCUUAUAUACCAGUGAAACGUCCCGACCAAUCAUAUAAUCAGCGUCCUACCUUAGGUAAUAUGCAGAAAUCGAAUCACCGCAACCGUCAGGGUUAUCACUACCAACCAAUUGCCUCAACCUCACGGCAAAGUCCCACGUUUGUCCUGGACGACGACGCCAUCCCAGGGCCGUCGAACCGAUCGCUCGACUACUCCAGCGCGUGAUAACUAGAGGUACUGUUCCGUUAUGUUUCUUUCUCCUAUACACCACAUCCUAGUUUUGGCUGGCCUCUAGGCCGGCGCUGCAGCACCGCGCACAGAAGACGAAGAAGUUCUGAAGUAGCAGAAGUUCGCCAGGGUCUACCACUAGUUUUUCUCCAUCAUCGAGGUGCAAGCGAAACGAAGAAACGUUCAUAGAGUUAUAUAAAGUAGCAGUCGACAAAACCAUAUGUAUUCGAUCCUUUCUUCUCUACCGAAUGGAGCUCAUAAUCGUCAGUACCUUUCGGGAAAGCCAUACCGGUAACAUAACAGAUCAGAACAAAAAACAUCAAUGCAGUAGUUUGUAGGUCAGAUCACCUAGAAUUAGGUUAAGGGAUAUUGUUCCAGUUACGUUCUUUGAUUAUCUGAUUAUUUCUGUUGAAAUGUUAGUUUUACAUUUCUGAGAGUGUUUCUCGAACUGGAUACGACACAGUUACUUAUCCUGAUUGUCGAUUUUUGUAUAGGCGGUAGUUUGCAAACGUUGAUAAGGUUCUUCUGAUAAUAUUAGUAAAAAAAAUGCAAAUAAAAAGGAGCUACCUACAAACAAUUAAAAGACGGGCAAACAUAGUAAGUGACAACAAUAACGGAUAUAAAUUAUAUUAAUUUAGUAACCAAAAGAUUUCGUACAGUAAUACAUUGAGCAAGUAAAAGUAAUAAGCGGUAGGCGGCAAGAUUGAUAAAGGAAAACACGUUUUGGAUAACCAGUUAUAUGAAACUAGAAGACGAAGUAUGAUGAAGAUACUUGAAAGUGUAUAAUUUCGUAAUGCAUUUAUAUUAUCUAGCAAAAGCAAAACUAGUUGGCAGGUUUUUAUUAAGGGCAGGAGGUAACAAAAUUGUAGAUAUAAUUAUGAAUACGAACGAUUUUUUGCUAUAAACGAGAUUCAUUAGCCAUGCAGACUAUACAAUAAAAGCAAACCAAAGUUGGUACUUGUGUGACACGUGGUCACAUCUUUUCAGAGAAUGGAGAAGCGAUAGAACUAGGUGAAAUUACGUGAGAAUGUUCUUAUCUUUUACCGACGUACUAAGUCGGAGCGUUUACAUUCUGUUAACUCAUUAACAUAUCAUAUUUUUUGGAUAGAAGUGACAACCUUUCGUGACUCAUUUUGCAAAGUCAGGUUUGAAUCUCUAUUUACUAGCACAGUGGGCAAAAGUGGCACUCAAAUUAUGUUACAACAUCGGCAGCAGUAGCACCACCUUAACUCAUACGCAUCACUUCACGAAUAAGUUCGAUUUUGGCAAUAUUCUUGAACAGAACAGUUUGUUGCGGGUAAGCAGUUUGUUGUUGUAGUGGAUCCGAAACUGCUGUAUAUGUAGACUCUAUCGUAGAAAGUAAACUUAGAGUUGUUUGAAGGCAGAAGUUUGUAUUUUAUUCUUCUAUCGAACCUUUAUCGAAGCUUCGUGUACAAUUGCAUAGGUGAGACCUGCUUGAAUACUUUUCAACUAACGACAUUAAAACAUAUGCCACAUCCGUCCCAGUGCAACUAUUUUAUAGAAGUUUUCAAAUUUAGUUGAAUCUUUUAUCUACAUUUAAAUCUCUCUGUAGAACGAUAGAAAAUGUGCGCAGCUGAGUCAGUUUUUUGGAGUAUUUAUCUUAUCUGCCGUCCAUACAGUAAAAACAAAACGUAAACCGAACUCAACCGAUAUUAUUGGAGAAUACUCAAGACAGAAGUAGCGAAAAAAGUUAGAUAAUGGAAGCUGAGAGAUCCGCCCACUAUUUUUCGACACUGUUAGGAAAAUCCGUUCUAGAACGCACAACGAUCCGUUGGACAAUGAAGAGGUUUAUGUUUCCACGAUCGCAUCUGUAUCAUACACACUAACACAUAUGAUACGUUGAUCAUAGUUCUUUCCAAACGUCGUUAUCGAUCACCUUUUCAUCAUCCAUCACCAGCAUGAUACAAUACCAUUCGAGGACAAUAAAUAUAUCGGUUGAAUUGGCAACACUGCUAUGCUUCAUAUGCCCACUGUGCCCCUUCCAUCAGUGCAAUAGAACAGUUUGAGUAGGAAAGUCAUAGAUAUUAGGUUCAAAAGUCCAUGGUAUUUCUUUAUACCCCCAUAAUAUAACUGAAACAAACCGUACCGGUAUUAAAUAGGUCCCUACUAACUACAGUUUCUACCUAGUCAAACGAAGAGUAUUACCUUUACAAAACGGAAGGAAGGAAGGUUUAUGUCCAUCAGUUUUAGGUGCAAUUAUUUUGUUACUACAUCUAUUUACUUAUUGCGAUUCAGUGUAAUCAUUGCUUACCAACUAAUUGAACUUUUUUUUCUUAACGGUAUGAGUUAACGUAUUUUCUGAAAAGUAACGUGAAUAAUAUAAUAGUCACUCACUCACUCAUGGGUCCUGAGCACCUCUAUUGGUACAUAUGACUAGCGUUAAAGAUCUCCAUCCAGGGCGGCUGCUUGAUUUAGCCUUGAUAUGGGCCCAGGUUAGAUUUCUUGUUGAGUCCCUCGAAUUUCUGUUGAUAUUGGCUAGCAGCACCGACGGUGCUCGGCAUUUUAGAACCUGUUGUGAGAUCUCCAAGCCCGAAUUAUAAAACGGUAGAUGACUACUGGCAAUUUUUGCGUGAUCACUGCUGACACACACCAAGUCUCACCGGUAUAUAACAACACAGAUUUCACGUUAGAGAUGAAGAAGUGAAAGUUUGUGUGUUAACAAUUCUGAUUGAACUUCCAUAUAUUUCGUAAACUCGCAAAAGCAGCCUUAGCCUUCUUGACCCGUGCUUCUGUGUCAAUCUUGGCUCAACCGUCCGACGCUAAAUGGCUGUCAAGAUAUUGUACCUUCUCCAUUGCUUGUCCGGCUACUGUAAAUUGAGAGGGGUUGUUCCUGUUGACAUCCAACGAUUUGGUCUUGUUGACGUUGAUGACGAGACCCGCUGUAGAGGAGCGUUCGGCCAGGUCGUUCAG